Messenger RNA from Chelonia mydas (Green sea turtle), 2187 nucleotides. RefSeq names its product coiled-coil domain containing 125 (gene CCDC125). Gene Ontology annotation, cellular component: cytoplasm. Bases 211 to 1950 code for a protein of 579 amino acids. Gene Ontology annotation, biological process: negative regulation of Rho protein signal transduction; negative regulation of cell motility. NCBI's taxonomy places the organism in Eukaryota, Metazoa, Chordata, Testudines, Cheloniidae. The transcript has 12 exons. The record is from RefSeq and is a predicted model, not a curated record.
AUAAAUGCUAAGAGGGCAGUUGGACGCCAGGCUGAGCUCUGCUCAUGUCCUCACUGCCACAGGCUCCUGGCUGCUUUCUGCCUGCGGGCUCGCCCACGGCUCUGGGGCCGGGGAGCAUCACGACCUGCCCUCGCCCGGUGCUUUCUCUCUCCCGCCCUGCCCCACUCCUACCCUGGCUGAGGCCCCACACGGAAAGCUAGUAGCGCCGCCAUGCACACGCCUGCCGGGGGGGCAGCCCUGAUUGAGGCCCUGCCCCCCGAGGGCGGAACGGCGCUGCAGGUAUAUAGAGUUCUGAAGAAGACACCAUUCACAUUGCCAAUGAGUGAGGCAUUCACAUUACAGAGCAAACAGGAGGAGAAAGACUCGGAAGGUGAAGAGGAUGACAUGACAUGUGGAGACUUGGGAAAUGGACUUGGUAGAAGACCUGGUGGUGUCUAUGAAAUGGAAGGUUUAAAUGUGCACACAUUUAGAUCUAGGAAAGGGUCUGAUAAGAUCUUCAACCCGCUUCUGCUAAAGAAAGGGGAAGAAAGUGAUGCUGCAAUUUUUCACUGUUCAAAAUGCAAUGGUUUGUAUGAUGUGUCAUCCAAAAAGCUUGGAAUAAGUGGUAUUACUAGAUGCAGCCGACAAAAUAGUUCUGAGUCUAAUUCUGAAGUGUCAAAUGAAGAAUUAAGGCAACAACUUCGGGAGGCUAUAGAGGAGGUAGAGAUUUUAAAAGUAGAGCUUGAAGCAUCGCAGAGACAACUUGAAGGAAAAGAAGAAGCACUUAAAAUUCUGCAAAAUAUGACAGUGUUUAAUAAAGCCACUAGUCAUACAAAAGCAAUGCUUCAAAAAACUGAGGAACAAAAGAGAGCUUUAGAAAAGGAAAUAAAUGCUUUGCAAUGGGAAAUUGAAUUUGAUCAGGAAAGAUUUAAAAACAUAGAAGAGACAUUGUCAGAAAAAUGUGACAGGAUAUAUUGUGAAAAUGCAGCCCUUAAGGAAACAUUGAAACUCAGAACAGAUGAAGUCAGAGCUCUUAAAUCUGAAAAUGCAAUUUUGAAUCAACAGCGCUUGGAAUUUCUUGCAAUGCUUGAUGUAAAACAACAGAAAAUAAUUCAGGAAAAUAUGUCCAUUAAUAAAAGUGGCUUUACAGAAAUUACAGGUCUUGAACUGGCGAUUCUUGGAGCCUGCACCUGUAAUGCUCCUGGAGGAGAGCCCUGUUCCUGUGCUAAAAUGUCAGCUGCAACUCGAAAGCAACUCCUUCAGCUCAGACAAGAGUGUGAAGCUCUGAAGAAGAGUAAAGAAGAAGCGUAUAUAAUGGCAGAUGCCUUCAGAAUUGCGUUUGAGCAGCAGUUAAUGCAGAGGAAGGACCAGGCUUUGAGGCUCACACAAGUGAACAAGAUCUGUAAAAAAGAAACAAAACUUAUAAACUGGAAACGCCUGAAAGAGGAUGGACUUAUGUUGCAAGGGAACAAGAAAAAUCUGGGACAAAAGUUGACGGGCAUGCUUAUUUCUGAUGCUGACGGUAGGAAAAUGGAAGAAUUGGAUAAUCCUCAUGAAAUUCUUAGGAUGCUAAUAGAUUUGUUGAAUGAUAAAGAAGAGGCUUUGGCUCAUCAAAGAAAGGUUAGUUAUAUGCUGGCUCGUACAAUGGAGGAAAAAGAAGAUGCAUCAAAGCAGAGUAACGAAAACAAUCUUUCAGGAGAGAACAUUAUUCUGAAGAACCAUCAGUGUACAGCUUCAGAAUCUCAAGAGUCAACUGAUCCUGAAUAUUCAUGUUGCCAAAAUCUUGGCUCUCAGGACAACACUUGCUCAAUUCUCAACACGAAAAUAUAUCAAAAAUCAGCAAGACCACUUAAAAAAUCACAUUCCUGGCCAUCCAGGAAUUGUAAAGAAAAUUAUGUGCAAGGUAUAGCUGAAACUACAGAUAUGAAUUGUACAUAUCAAGAGCACUCAGAAUUAAAUAAUAACUUGUGAUAGUGCCAAGGCACAAGUAAGCCUUGCAGACCACGUCCUAGGCAUCCCUAAAUUUAAACUCUAAUUCUGUAAUAAAAUUCCAGGAAUAUCUGGUUUAUGAACUACUUUUCUAAAGAACAUAGUUCAAUACUCAGGUUAAAAAUGUUAAAAUACUUAUUUUUUUUAAUUAUGUUGUACUGUAAAAGCCUUUUAAGACUUUAUAAACUGUCUGUUUACUGUCUGCUUCUGUGUGUGCCU